Messenger RNA from Mya arenaria, 1210 nucleotides. RefSeq lists its product as uncharacterized. The record is from RefSeq and is a predicted model, not a curated record. Bases 238 to 852 code for a protein of 204 amino acids. NCBI's taxonomy places the organism in Eukaryota, Metazoa, Mollusca, Bivalvia, Myida, Myidae. The transcript has 6 exons.
UAUACAGAUUGUCACUCGUGAGUUACCAGGUUGGCUGCGUGUGUGCGGGCGUCAGAUGCUGGCUGAAACCCUAUAAAACUUGCCGAUGUCGCAAUGUCACGGGACACUCGCGAUAUAAUUAACACAUGCCUUGUGACUUACGCUAUCUGAAGGCGACUCGUGGACAUUUAAACUUGCAGUAUCAUAUUAUUGAAAGAAAAAGAGUUUGAAAAAGAAGUUUCUAUAGUCACUCUAGUUAUGGUCGACCUGUAUUUCUACUCCGUUUACAUAUUGUCUGGGCUGCUUGGAGCUGUGUCGUCACUGACGGCUGUAGCGGAUGACGUAAUCAAUGCCCAUCCACAACAAAAGUUAGUGCAGCAGCUCGACAUGGUAAAUCAACAGCUCCAGUCGUUGUCCCACUCCGUGAGGAGAGCCCAGAACCACAUCACCACCAGACAACUUGAAGAAUGCAGUAUGAUGGGGCCUAUGUCAGACUCGAUUUGCGACCUGUUUCUGCUGGAUAAGAGCCUUGCGGGCGAAGAGGCCGUGCAGACCGUCGUUCACCGCCCGUUGGCUCCGGGCAAACGCGCAGACACCAUCUUUCAGGACCAGCACCAGAGAAAUGCAUAUUUAGAAGACCUUUUACAAAAGCAGAAGUUGUUAGAUAAUAUACUAGAAAUGGUUGAAAAAUCAAAGGAAGGCGUGCAGAUGGGCAGGAAGCGAAGCUGCAACGUGAACUUAGGCUUCCAUUGCCAAACAGAACAGUACUCGGCCAUAGCCGACAUGUACAACUGGCUGCAGAGCUCCCUGAGCCCGGGGAAGAGGAGGAAGCGCCGCGCCGCUGCAUACAAAAAUCUUCCUCAUAAACUUUAACUGUGUGCUUAUGUCUGUUUUUAUAUGCAGAAGAAACUGUUAUUGGAAACAAAUACUUUAAUAUAGUUAAGCUUCAUAAUUAUACGACGUAAUGGAGUAAGGAUUAUAUGAAUAAAUAUGCCAGAUUUCACUGGGUUCGCAAGAUAAUGAAGAUGCUAUCUAUCGCACCAGUAUGUUGUGCGAAUGUAACUGCUAGAUGGUCUUAAAAUGUAUCUUCUUUAAGAAUAAACCGAAAUUGCAAUUCCCUACUUCACAGGAGAAAACAACUAGUGUGACAAUUUUGUUUAAAGGUUCUCGUAAAGAAUUACUACCAUCACCUCCAUAUAAACAACUGCCUGAACAAUAAUAAAAAAAUGAA